Molecule: messenger RNA, 8623 nt
Organism: Neolamprologus brichardi
Lineage: Eukaryota; Metazoa; Chordata; Actinopteri; Cichliformes; Cichlidae
Source: RefSeq, a predicted model, not a curated record
ACUUGAAUUCGAGGGGGUGUUAACUCAAAUCUGCAAUCCAGUCUACUGACAUCUAACAGUGAAAUUUAUGCACACUAACUUUAAACUAACAUAAGCACUGAUACUCUGUACUGGCAGAUAUCUAAACCGGAUUGGUGCAUCCCCAUUUAAAAUGUAGCAAACUAAAAUUUAAACCUGAAGAAGAGAAAACACACUUCAAUAAUUCCUGGAUCAUCAGAUAGACCUGCAAUAUUCUGGGUUAAUAUAAAACUUUAUGCGGUAAAAUGUAAACGUAGAAGAUGAGUAACCUCUUCAUUCUUGCCAUCCUCGGGCAGUAUUGUUACAAUUUCCCUAUAGCGUGAUGUUAAGAAACAUGGAUAGAAUAUAAAGGAUCCUGAUGUGAUCUCAUUACAUACAUUCUUAGGUUACCCAAAGAACAACAUUUUCUGUCUCUUAACCAACUCUACCUCUGUCGUCAGACGCAGAUGGGCACUCCUCCCCCCCUCUCAGUUGCGAGUCCUCUAGCACAGCCGGGUUCAGCUGGCACUCCCAGUGGGGUCCCUCCAGUAGGGCCAAUGGGGCCUCAAAGCGUGGGUGGUGGAGGUCCCAACUCAGCUGUCGGAGCCCCUGCCUCAUCAAUGACUCCAUCUAACACAAACCAGCAACCCAACUCCAACCCUCAUUUGGGGGCCAUGCGUGGCAGCUCACCCUCUCCUGCUCACAGCCGAUCACCUACUCCCCACCAGACGCCCCCCAGGCUUGCUGGGUCGCAGACGCCACAACCACACACCCCUAAUGCAUCACAUUUGGUGCCACCCCCAGCUCCUCAGCAGAACCAGCUUGGUCAGGGUCCUGGCUCCAACAAGCCCCUCCAGCAGCAACACAUGGGGCCUGCUGGUUCAACCACUCCAUCUCAUCCUGGAAUGGCCUCCAGUUCAACACCGCAUGGCAGUCAGCUGCCACGUACUCCGUUAUCCCAGAAGGGCUCGUUCCCAGCCGACAGUCAGGCCCCGACCCCAGCUUCUGUCAGCAGUCUAGACACCUCGUCCCAGCAACCGGCGUCAGACACUUCAGCCACCAAUGUGGACACGAAGAUGGAGGUCAAACAUCAGGAUGAGGAGGACGAGAGCGAUGCUGGGAGCUGCUCCAAAGGAGGGAAACUCGGCAACCUUAAAAUGGAGGAAAAACCUGUGAAAUCCGAACUUAAAAAAGAAGAGUGUUCUGGAGAAGGCGGUAAAGGAGUUCCUAUGGAAACGUCGACUACAACACAGGGGUCAGGAGUAAAGACGGAAGACAGAAAACCGGAGGUGAAGAAAGAGGUGAAGAAAGAGGUGAAAGAUGAAGAGGAGAACUCGGAGGCAGUCGUGUCGCAGGCCCCAGUGAAAAAGAAGAUCUUCAAACCGGAGGAGCUUCGUCAGGCCCUGAUGCCCACGCUUGAAUCUCUCUACAGACAAGAUCCAGAGUCUCUGCCCUUCAGAAUGCCUGUUGAUCCUCAACUGCUCUGCAUACCUGAUUACUUUGACAUUGUGAAGAACCCAAUGGACUUAUCAACCAUCAAGCGAAAGCUAGACACAGGUCAGUACCAGGAGCCCUGGCAGUACGUGGAAGACAUCUGGCUGAUGUUCAACAAUGCCUGGCUGUACAAUCGCAAAACCUCACGAGUCUACAAGUACUGCUCCAAGCUGGCUGAGGUUUUUGAACAGGAGAUCGACCCUGUGAUGCAGAGUCUUGGCUACUGUUGUGGGAGGAAGCUGGAGUUCUCUCCUCAGACGUUGUGCUGCUAUGGAAAGCAGCUGUGCACUAUCCCCCGAGACGCUGCAUACUUCAGCUACCAGAACAGUUCACCAAAAUUUGGGCUUCUUGCUAACAGGUACCACUACUGUGAAAAGUGUUUCAACGAGAUCCAGGGAGAGACCGUUUCCCUGGGUGACGACCCCACCCAGCCACAGACAUCAAUAAGCAAGGAUCAGUUUGAGAAGAAGAAGAACGACACACUGGACCCUGAGCUGUUUGUUGAAUGUAUGGAUUGUGGUCGGAAGAUGCAUCAGAUAUGCGUCUUACACAAUGAAACGAUCUGGCCAGAAGGUUUUGUAUGUGAUGGCUGCUUAAAGAAGUCGAAUAAGGCGAGGAAGGAAAACAAGUAUUCUGCCAAAAGGUUGCCCCAAACGAAGUUGGGGGUUUUUCUGGAGCAAAGGGUGAACGACUUCUUAAAGCGACAGGCCCACCCAGAGUCUGGAGAGGUCUUCAUUCGUGUUGUUCAUGUAUCUGAUAAAGUCGUGGAGGUCAAACCAGGCAUGAAGUCCAGAUUUGUGGACAGCGGCGAGAUGUCCGAGUCAUUCCCAUACAGGACUAAAGCCCUUUUUGCAUUCGAGGACAUUGAUGGAGCAGAUGUCUGUUUCUUUGGUAUGCAUGUUCAGGAGUAUGGAUCUGACUGCCCUCAGCCCAACCAGAGGCGAGUGUACAUCUCCUACCUGGAUAGCGUACACUUCUUUCGGCCGCGCUGUCUAAGAACAGCAGUUUACCAUGAAAUACUCAUUGGCUACUUGGAGUACGUGAAGAAAUUGGGCUACACCACCGGCCACAUCUGGGCCUGCCCACCUAGCGAAGGCGACGACUACAUCUUCCACUGUCACCCUGCAGAUCAGAAGAUCCCGAAGCCCAAACGCCUUCAGGAGUGGUACAAGAAAAUGCUGGAUAAAGCUGUGGCAGAACGGAUAGUGCAUGACUACAAGGAUAUAUUCAAGCAGGCUACAGAGGAUCGUUUGACCAGUGCCAAGGAAUUGCCUUACUUUGAGGGGGACUUUUGGCCUAAUGUGCUGGAGGAGAGCAUCAAGGAGCUGGAGCAGGAGGAGGAGGAGAGGAAAAGGGAGGAGAACAGCACUUCCAAUGAGAGUGUUGAUGACACAAAAGGAGACAGCAAAAAUGCAAAGAAGAAGAACAACAAAAAGACUAGUAAGAACAAGAGCAGCCUGAGCCGAGCCAAUAAGAAGAAGCCUGGGAUGCCUAAUGUGUCCAAUGACCUAUCACAGAAACUCUAUGCCACUAUGGAAAAACACAAAGAGGUGUUCUUUGUGAUUCGGCUGAUUGCAGGCCCAAUGGCAAAUGCCUUGCCCCCUAUUGCUGACCCAGAUCCCCUGAUGGCAUGUGACCUCAUGGAUGGUCGUGAUGCUUUCCUGACACUGGCCCGAGACAAGCACCUUGAAUUCAGCUCGCUGAGGAGGUCCAUGUGGAGCUCAACGUGCAUGUUGGUGGAGUUGCACAACCAAAGCCAGGACCGCUUCGUUUACACGUGCAAUGAGUGCAAACACCACGUGGAGACUCGCUUCCACUGUACUGUUUGUGAGGAUUACGACCUCUGCAUCACAUGCUACAACACUAAGGGACAUGAGCACAAGAUGGAGAAGUUAGGCCUCGGCUUGGAUGAUGAGAGCAGCAAUCAGUCUGCCGCUGCCACUCAGAGUCCCGGAGAUUCCCGUCGCCUCAGCAUCCAGCGCUGUAUCCAGUCGCUCGUCCACGCAUGCCAGUGCCGAAAUGCCAAUUGCUCUCUGCCGUCCUGCCAGAAGAUGAAACGUGUCGUUCAGCACACAAAAGGAUGCAAGAGAAAAACCAACGGUGGCUGCCCCAUCUGCAAGCAGCUUAUCGCAUUGUGUUGUUAUCAUGCUAAGCACUGUCAGGAAAACAAGUGCCCAGUCCCCUUCUGUCUAAAUAUCAAGCACAAGCUUCGCCAGCAGCAGCUGCAGCACAGGCUUCAGCAAGCUCAGAUGCUGAGAAGGAGAAUGGCCAGCAUGCAGAGAGUGGGCCAGCCCGCUGCCGGAGGAGCACCUGGGGGAAAUGGACAACCCUCUCCUGGAGCCAACAAUGGAGCUACUGGUCCUGGUACCCCUACAUCGGGAACGCAGCCCCCUACCCCACAGACACCUACCCAGGGUAACAUGUCUGCACCUUCCCAGCAGCAGGGGGUUGGGAUGGGUGGUAUGGGAACUCCAGGUGAGCAACAGCAAGGUGGUGGAAUUCCCCCUCAACACCAUCUCCACCAGUUUCCGUCAGCAGGUGGAGGGGGGAUGAUGAAUUCUCCUCAGCAGCAGAUGGUACCUCAGCUUCAGCAGCAGCCACCAAAUCUCCAGCAGCUCCAGCAGCAGCAGCAGCAACAUCCUGGUAGUUUGCCUCCCUACAACCCCAGACCAGCUGGAGUCCCUCCUCUUCAUCAGCCCCUUGGGAAACCUGGAAUGGGUCCAGCAACCCCUCCUCAGCAACAACCACCACCCAAUCAAGGCCAGGGGUCCAUGGGUGUCCAAGGCCAGCAGCAAGGGCCACCCCUGGCUGCUGUAGAGACGGCACUAAAAAUCCAGCGCCUGGCAGAGACCCAGAGACAGAUGGCUCAUGCCCAAGCACACAUGCGUGGCUUGGGACAGGGGGGCAUGAUACCUCCACAUCCUCACCAUCAGAACAACCAGGCCCAGAUGAGAAUGCCCCACAUUGGGGCCCAGGGCAUGCCGCUCCAGGCUCAGGGAGUUGAUGGAAGGACUAUGUUAGAUCCACAGCAACCAGGAACGCUAGCAGGGAUGCAACAGGGUGGUCCUCCGUCACAAUUGCCGCCUCAAGUUCAGCAGCAGGUCCAGCCAGGUGGACAGCUUCAGCCAACAAACCAGCAGUGGGGUGCUGGGGGACCAACCAUGAACCAACAACAACGGCCAAACAUGAUGGGUCAUAUGACACCACAGCAGCAGACAGCAGUUCCCCAACCACAGCAACAAAUGCUGAAUCAGCAGCAGCCUCAACCAGGAAACCGAGGGUUGAUGCAGGCAAUUGGAGGAGCAGGGGGGGUACCUGCUUCAUUAGUAGCUGGAUCGGGGAACUUGCCUCAGGCAGCACUACAAGAUCUCCUGCGAGCGCUACGGUCCCCAAGCUCAGUCUUGCAACAGCAGCAAGUCCUCAACAUCCUUCGUUCCAACCCAACGCUCAUGGCUGCUUUUAUUCGGCAGAGAGCAGCCAGGUAUCAAGGUGCUCAGGGUGGCCCUGGAGGAGCAGGCGGGCCUCCGCAAGGAGGUCCUGGAGGUGUGCGUUUCCAAGGAGCUGCUGGAGGUCUGCCUGGUGUAGGAGCGCCUGGAGCCAACCAGCUUGCCAAUAUGGAUGGACAACAGCAGGUUAAUGUGAACCAGGCAGGCCAGCCAGGGAUGAACAUACCUCAGGGUGGAGCAGGGGGAAGAAAUAUGCCCACCAUGGCUCAGCUUCAGCAGUUACAGCAGCGCCCGAUGUUGCCAGGAAACUUACAGCAACAACAGCAAAUGGCCACUUUGCAGCAGCAGCAGCAGCAACAACAACAACAGCAGCAGCCACAGGGAGCAAUGCAACCAGGUCAGCAAGGGAACAUGGCCAAUAUGACACCACAGUUCAGAGAGAUGUUUUUGAGAAGACUGCAGCAACAACAACAGCAACAAAUGGGGAACCACGGCCAGUUCCAGCAGCCUCAAGGACUCCAGCAGCAGCAACAAGGCCAGCAAAGCUUCAUGCAGCCUGGCCAGGGACAGCCAGGGAUAACCCCAUCUUCUCAACCCCAACCUGGGGGUGGUGUAGGGGUUCCCCAGCAGCAAGGACCACCACCAGGUGGGCCAGGACAGCUAGGCCAGCAAGGCUAUCAGAUGUCACAAGUAGCUGCAGUGCUCCAGCACAGGCUGAUGCAGCAGCAGCAGCAGCAAAAUCAAAUGGGUGGUCUUCAAGGACAAGAUGGAGGACCUCCACUCCAGCCUGGACAAGGUGGAUCAGGGCCAGGGCAACAACCGCAGAGUGGUGCAGGUGGUGGCCCUCCAAUGCCACAGACGUCCCAAGCCAUGCUUGCCCAAAAUAUCCAGCAGAGGCUCCUGCAGCAGCAGCAACAGCAGCACCUUGGAGGGGGUUCUCCAGCCCACCAUAGCAGUCCUAUGAGUCCCCAGCAGCAGAUGGCCCAGUCCCCCCAUCACCACCUACAGGGACAAGGAGGACUCGGUCCAGCUGGAUCGCUCAGCAGUCAGGUCCGGUCCCCUCAGCCCUCACCAAGGCCACAGUCGCAGCCUCCACGCUCCAGCCCGUCCCCACGCAUGCAGCCUUCCUCCCAGCCUCAGCCCUCACCUCACCGCAUCUCCCCUCAGACCCAGAGUGGGUCGCCCCACCCAGGGCAUCUCAGUCAACAUUACUCCAACAUGGCACCACCCCAACCUCCACAACCCCAGCAACAGCAGCCAGGUAGUUCUGUAGAUCCUAGUCAGUACAAUUCGGACCAGAACUCUAUUAUGUCUCAGCUGAGUGGGAUGACGGGGAUGCACGGUGGACAAGGGGGGCAGUCAGACAUGUUGGGUGGGAACAACAACAGCGGCGGCAGCAACAACAACAACAACCAGGAGCUGGGAACGAACAUUAACCACAACCUGAUGUAGCCUUGACUCUGUACUGUCUCUCUCCGUCGUGAUGCUCUGAUCUGUUGCCCCAAAUGACAAACUGCCAUGAAAGGAGAGCGGGGCAGCUUUGGGGUUUUAGAAGUUUUUAUUUUUUAUUUAAAUAUUUUUCUGAUGUAUAAAUAUGAACUGAAAGCUUCCUUCCUAUGGGAGAUGCAACAUCAAUCUUAGAAGUCAAUAAUUGAAUAAAUUAAAACAAUGGUAAGUUAUUGCUGUUAAUAAAUAUCUAUAUAUUUUUGCCAAUUGUGUACAAAAAAGGUGGAAGGUCAGUGUUUCAGGUUGAAGAUAUUACUUCUUUAAGUAUAUGACAAUAUUUUUGGGGACUGAGAAUUUUUGCCUUUUUAUGAAUAUUUUUAAGAUUUCAAAUGUUGCUAAAAAUGAGAGUUGACAUGAUGUACUUUUUUUUUUUUUUAAUCCUUUAUUUUUUCUCCUCAAAUACCCAUCAUGAUUGUAUCUAUUUUGCAGAGUACGUUUAUUUUAUUUCUAUAUUAUUAUAAUUAUUAUUAUUUCGUGCCCUCGGCGAUUCGUUAAUCAGGCAUCAACAUAUCUUCCGUUACCCGACCCUUCUUCUGGACACACAAACGUAGAUUUUUUCCAGUGACUGCAGCGAUUCAGAAGUAUAUUUAUUGGGUUUGUAGGUGGUUAGGAAGGUGUGUUCAAUGCAGUUUGAUUAAUUUUUUACAUUUUUUGACAGCUAUCCCAGGUUUGUCUUCGUCAGGGUUUCUAUAAUUUGAAUUAAACCGUAAGAUCUUUUGUUUUUGUUUUUUUCCUUAUGGGGCCGCCUCUUCGCACUUCUCCUGUGAAUGUGCACACUUUCUUCAUCUUAACUUCUCCUGCUCCACAACCUGCGUACUAUAUACCUGUAUUAUAGCUGUUGAAGCUCGCUGAUGAUUUAAAAAAAAAGAAAAAAGAGGUUGUGUGUACAUAUAUUACAGCUGCAUUUAUGAACAGUAACCUGGAGAAGAGGUCGCUAAAAACCCGCCUUUAUCCCGAACCCCAACGGUUUUCCUUACAUCCUUAUCCUCCCCCUAUCCCACACCCUCACGACUGCCUCUCAGCCACAAGGUUUAAUUCACUGUUAGUACUGUACAAAUUAAGAAAUGGUGGACUUGGAUACUGUUUUUGUUUGUUUUUUCUUUUGUAAUGAAAGUGAAAGAUGUAAAAUAAGUGUACAUACUUUAAAAUCUUAUGAGCAGAGACAUUUUCUGCUGUUGUUUCCUCUUGUUUGAUUGAAUAUUUGCUUGUAUGUGUUUGAAAAAAAGUGCUCCUGAGCUACUGUACAGUAUUGUUUUGUUUUGUUUUCUAUAAUGUACAGUAUGGGGUGUAGUCGGUCACAAGCACCAAUGCGCCUUUUUCUGUGUAAGGUUUUAGGGAGGCUAUAGCAACCGAGUCACACACCUAAACAAUCUCAGCAGUUAAGACAGGAAACCUGUACGACGAUGAGCCGAAGCUGGGGUCGGUUAGAGGUGUGACUUAAGAGUUCAAAUUUGGUCAUUUAGCUUUUUAUGGAGAGGACUGAAGACACAAUAUUCACAUGCUCACUAUUUUUCUUAAAGGUCGGGCUUGCUGGGUAUGGGGAAGGGAACGCAUCAGAAACCAGGUGGCAAUAUAUCUUGAGACUUAUUUUAUAAGAAAAAAAAAAAACAAGGAAAAACUGUCUUUUAUAAAUAGAUAUAUUAUUUAAUUUUAUUUUUUGGAAAUAAAACUUGAAGCUACAGGAAUUAAUAGAUAAAACAUGCUUUGUUUUUGUAUUAAAGAUGUUAUGGUGAUGCAAAAAGAACCUGCAGACAGUCUUUCAGUUCGCCUGGGGAGGCCUUGGAGUAUAUUAUACCAUCCUUUUUUUUCUUUUCUUUUUGGUUGUUUUGAAGAAAUGUUUCAUGUACAUGAAUAUAGUUGUAAACAUACUGAAUCACUGUACAAACUGAUGGCAACUGAACAAAUAGUUUUGUUUUUAUCAUUUCUUUUUCCUAAAGAGACUGGAAGUAAGACUAUUUAAAUAUUUGUUUAGUAUUCAAAUGGAAUCUUUGACCACUCUCUUCUCUUCUCUUCUCUUUUUUGUUCUUGUUAACAGUUUUGGUGCUUGCUGAGAGAAAGCAAAAAUAACUGUUGCUCCAUUUUCAUUAGUUUCUUUUAAGUUAUUUCGGUGGUCUGAUUGUUUUUGUUUUUGCCAAUAAAUUAAUUGUACAAUAAAGUAUGUUUGUACCAUUGGGAAAAAA